AUGUUCCCCAUCGUUCCGAAGUUUAAAGACCUGCGGCAUCUCUCAAUCGGCAUGAUAUACCAUGACGAUCCUAUCUGGAUUGACUGGACCGCUGACGGGUCUGUGCUGGAAUCUAUCUUUGACUUGCACAGUCUAGAAAGCCUCGAUCUUGCGGAUGUUCCACUGCGCCUAACCGCGAACAACAUGAAAGACAUCGCCCUUGCAUUUCCGCGCCUUCGCAAAUUGCACCUUAGCUCCAAUUGCAGCUUCUAUCCUGUGGACGUUCCGGCGUGUAUAACCGUAGCAGUCGAGGACCUCAGCUGCUUUGCCCGGCACUGCCCUCAGAUGCGAGAGUUAGCCAUCACAAACACAUUUGUACCAAUUUAUACGUCACAAGUACCCACACCUACACCACUCCCGACCGAAUCGAACCUGCGCGAACUCUGUCUCGGGCAGUCACAUAUUACUGACCCGCAGCGCGUCGCCGCUUUCUGCGCGGAUGUGUACCCUUUCGCACAGAUCACGUCGAACCAUAUCGGAUGUGACGAACACGGGGAAUGCUGGGCCAAAAUCGUUAGCAGCAUCGACAAUAUGAAGAAUCGAAUGGUCGUAUCGAGGAUGCUUGAGGAGCGUGCCGCUGCGAGCCGGAGAACUUACCACAACGUUGGCGUACAGGUUCGGCCAGGUGACCGGGACGCCUAG
This is a messenger RNA of Phanerochaete carnosa HHB-10118-sp, 681 nucleotides long. RefSeq lists its product as uncharacterized. The transcript has a single exon. NCBI's taxonomy places the organism in Eukaryota, Fungi, Basidiomycota, Agaricomycetes, Polyporales, Phanerochaetaceae. The record is from RefSeq and is a predicted model, not a curated record. The coding region runs from base 1 to 681 and encodes 226 amino acids.